Molecule: messenger RNA, 363 nt
Organism: Caenorhabditis briggsae
Lineage: Eukaryota; Metazoa; Nematoda; Chromadorea; Rhabditida; Rhabditidae
Exons: 1
Coding region: 1-363 (120 amino acids)
Source: RefSeq, a predicted model, not a curated record
AUGGUCGGAUUCUAUAUACCAAGUAAACAUGACGUCAUUAGAAAAUCUCCGAAGAGUUCAAAAACUGCAAAGCAUAUUUCAAGAAAAUCGAAAAUGUCUGGGAAGAACAAAAAGAGGGUCGAUAGAUCAGAAGAUAGCGAAGAACAAGCAGUAAAAAGAACGCAAAGUGAAGAGCCAUCGUCGGAAGCUGAACUUGGAGAUGUUCCCGGAGGAGAAGAAGUAUCAGAUACUAUGAAGUUGGAAUAUGAUCAAGCAAAUACAACUCACUAUGAGGAUAAAGUAACUACUUCCAACAUUGAAUUCAGUGCAAUGAGUCAAGCGAGUAAUGCUGCGAGUUCCAUGGUUUCUCAACACCAUAACUAG